Molecule: messenger RNA, 768 nt
Organism: Chanos chanos (milkfish)
Lineage: Eukaryota; Metazoa; Chordata; Actinopteri; Gonorynchiformes; Chanidae
Gene: fstl3
Product: follistatin-like 3 (secreted glycoprotein)
Exons: 5
Coding region: 1-768 (255 amino acids)
Biological process (GO): cell differentiation; negative regulation of activin receptor signaling pathway; multicellular organism development
Cellular component (GO): extracellular region
Molecular function (GO): protein binding; activin binding
Source: RefSeq, a predicted model, not a curated record
AUGAAUUUUCUGAUCGCGCUCCACUGUAUUACGGUUAUUGCUGUGUGCCAAUUAUUUGGGAAACACAUAACAAACGCUGGGAUGUGUUGGCUCCAGCAGAGUCAGGAUUCAAGGUGCGACAUGGUUCUGAUGAGGGGCGUGACCAGAGAGGAAUGCUGUGCUGGUGACAGACUAGACACGGCCUGGUCCAACACCAGUCUGCCCAUAAACGAGGUCAGCCUCCUCGGCUUCCUGGGCAUAGUGUCCUGCAAACCCUGCAAAGAAUCAUGUGAGGGAGUGAAGUGCGGUCCGGGAAAGGUGUGCACAAUGAAGGCGGGACGUCCUCAGUGCGUGUGUUCCCCCGACUGUUCCAACAUCUCCAGGAAGCACGCCGUGUGUGGAAGCGACGGUAAUACCUACCGAGAUGAAUGCGCUCUGUUGGUGGCCAGGUGCCGGGGUCACCCUGAUCUGGAGAUCAUGUACCAGGGCGAGUGCAAAAAGUCGUGCUCCAACGUGGUCUGCCCUGGGACUCACACCUGCGUGACGGACCAGACCAACAGCGCCCACUGCGUCAUGUGUCGGACUGCCCUCUGCCCCAUGCCCCUGGCCCACGAGCCGCCCAUCUGCGGCAACGACAACAUCACCUACCCCACCGCCUGUCACCUGCGCAGGGCGACCUGCUUCCUGGGCCGCUCAAUAGGCGUCCGUCACUACGGCCACUGUACAAAUUCUGUUUUCUAUGGCAUAUGUUUAUCGAAUUUUUCCCUGUUGGUGUACGGACGUCUGUGA